This is a messenger RNA of Pseudogymnoascus verrucosus, 728 nucleotides long. It is a transcript of the gene VMA21, whose product is annotated as vacuolar ATPase assembly integral membrane protein vma21. The transcript has 3 exons. Gene Ontology annotation, biological process: vacuolar proton-transporting V-type ATPase complex assembly. The record is from RefSeq and is a predicted model, not a curated record. NCBI's taxonomy places the organism in Eukaryota, Fungi, Ascomycota, Leotiomycetes, Thelebolales, Thelebolaceae. Bases 186 to 521 code for a protein of 111 amino acids. Gene Ontology annotation, cellular component: endoplasmic reticulum membrane.
UCUACGCGACCGGGACGCGCAGUCAGCGGACUAAGUUAAGGCCGUCGUCACGCUACGCCACGCGAGUUUAGCAGCAAGCAGCAGCCUCGUUUACGUCGCAGCCUAGCCUUAUCACAGGCCCUCUUCACCACCUUGCAUGUCAACCAACUAAGAUCAAUUCCAAUAUCGAGAUCUUGAUAGAUAUAAUGGCGACACGACGCUCUAAUGCCGUCCCAGCAACGGGGGAGAAGACCCUAGCUGAGGAUUUCAAACAGCCGCUGGGACAGCCGUCUAUUACUGCUCCUGCUGUGCCCAUGCAUGUCAUCGUCAAGCUCCUCGCCUUCACCUUCGCCAUGGUCGUCGUGCCAAUCGGCUCCUACUUCCUGACUCUGGAUUUGGUGUUCUCUGGCAACUCGACGUUCGCAGGCGCUACGGCAGCGAUCAUGGCUAACGUGGUGCUGGUGGGCUACAUCAUCGUAGCUAUGCGAGAGGACCAGAGCGAGGCCAUCGAGGCGGCCGAGCGGGAGAGGAAAGGGCGCUGAGUGGUGCGUUCAGCUUUGGAAUUCUUCUCUACGACAGUAUGUGCAUGGUUCAGGCGUUUACUUGUAAGGCAGAAACUGAAAAGGGAAUUUUUGUGUAUUAUUAUAAAAAAAACCCCCAUUUUAUCAAUCUGAGCCUCGCUAUUUGUUUUAUGUUUCAAAAAAAGAGCAAAAAACAUAAUCAGAAGUUAUAAUCAAAUACUGAUGCUA